Messenger RNA from Acanthoscelides obtectus, 3036 nucleotides. The record is from the annotation of a GenBank genome assembly. Lineage: Eukaryota; Metazoa; Arthropoda; Insecta; Coleoptera; Chrysomelidae.
UAUGUCUGUCACGACAGUCAAUUGUCAUUGGUGUCAUUCAAGGCGUGUCGCUUGGCCGUUUUCUUGUUGGAUAUUUUUAUUAUAUUCCAGGAAUACAACAAUCAUUUUAAAUAAAUCCAUUAACUAAAGAUGAGUCGAAGAUACGACGACAACGACUACAAGCAUGUGUUUGCUAGGUUCGCACAGAGUAAAGAAGGAGAGGUCCCGAUCUCGCUCUCCCAGACGGAAAGACGACAAGCUAGACGUGAAAAAAGAAAUCAAAGUCGAGUCUCCAACAGCUGCAGAAAAUAUUAAAACAGAAAAGCAAGAACAGAAAGUUGUGGAAAACGUUGGCUUGGGAGCUAAAAAUCGAUUGAAGAGCAUGAGUAUACAGAUUAAAUUAGGUAGUAUGAAGAAAGAAAAACAGACUGUAAAGCCGAAGCUUACUGUAGCAGCUGCUUUUAACCAGGAUAGCGAUAGUGAACCAGAGGAGAUGCCUCCUGAAGCCAGGAUGAGAAUGAGAAAUAUUGGAAGGGAUACUCCAACAUCAUCAGGUCCAAACUCUUUUGGAAAGACAAAGCAAGGUUUUUCAGAUGCUAAGAAAAUGUUUGAGAAAAACCUAAAAGAAGCCAUGGAAAGUGCUAUGGCUGAUGACUGAAUAGAAAAAAUUUUUGACCACAAAAAUGUAACUGUGGGGUUUGAUAAAAAAAAGUAGAAAAGUCUAAUCUUGAUAUUAACCCUAGAGAGCUAACCCUCUUUUGACUUUCACUUAAGAAUAACCAUUCGUAAAUUUUACGAUUUCAUUUUCAAAACGUUGUAGCAACUAAAUAGCAAAAACAUUAAAACAAAAACCUCACUAUAUGAAUGAAAUGGGUUUAUUUGUGUAAAAUUUAACAGUAAAUGGUAUUUAUUCAGUUAACACUGCCGCACACCGAGCAAAGUAAGGCGCGAUGUUCCAAACAAAAAGCCCGUUGGCAUUGUUCACAUUUGUUAGUGGUCAUUCUUCUUUUCUUGGAUGGGCAUAUUUGGCAAAUAGCUCUACCCGAUACUCCCGGAGUUGCUCUUUCUUGUACUGGUUCCACUUUGAGAAUACUACCAAUGGUUGAUCUGAUUGAGCGCUGCAAACUUGGCAUUUGUAUUCUAUGCUUCAUCCAGGGCGUCAUCAGCUCACGGCUCAAUCCAAUCAUAAAUUGUCUUCUGUUAUACGGUUUUUUGCUUGCUUUAUGCAUAUUGUGAUCAUUAUUCACAAAUGCGUUUAUGGAUGCAAUAUUUAUCAUUCCAUAAAAAAUGCAGAGUGGCCAACGCUUGGUUUUGCGUGAUGUGGACAUGUGUCCACACAUCUGGUCAAAGGUAUCAACACCCCCUUUUGUGGCGUUGUAAAAUUCAAUCAUGUCUGGCUUUCCACUUUGUUGGCAUAUCAAGGAGCUUCCAGAAUGCAUAGUGCUCAAUAGAAGAACAUUUUUAUUUCGCUUGGGAACAAACGAAAGCAAUGUUUUCUGUUUGUCAAAACAAUAUCUGGCAUCACCAGCAGGACGCUUUCUUGUAGAAAGCAUUUGUGGGGGAAUUUCACGCUUAUUUUUUCUGAUGGUUCCCACCAUGGUAAAAUUAUAUGGAUCGUCUAGAAGGUCAUCGGCAAUUUUGAUGGACGAAAACCAGUUAUCCAUAGUGAUAUUACGAUUUGCGCCCGAUAUUGAUGAUGUCAAUGUUUUUACAUAAUGUUCUGCCACAGGCAUAUUAUUUGUAUUAGUUUUUUUACCAAUAUAUGGACUAGCAUCUACCAUAUAUUUAGUACCAGAAUCGCAAAUCAUGACUAUCUUUAUACCGUAUUUUGCUGGUUUAUUCGGUAUAUAUACUAAGUGACAUAUAAAUCCGAACACCCAGUUUAAAUGGUUUUAUUUUAAUAAAAUCUUGUAUAAAUACUUAAUGAAGCAUAAUAAGUAAAUGAUAAAAAUUUCAAAAUGAUUGCACUGCUUUAAAGCCCUUUGACCUUUAAUAAUGUGUGGAUGCACUCCGAUGUGCUACGCAUUCUCCAACGCGCCUAGGCAUGCUUCUGAUCAGGUGGUCAAUGUCCUCCUGUGGUAUCUCAUUCCAGGCAACCACCAACUCCUCUCGAAGUGCUUCUAGAGUCUGAGCAAAUUGAGCAAUCUCCUACCCAUCAUAUCCCACACGUGCUCAAUUCGGGAUAAGUCGGGAGAUCUUGGUGGCCAUGGUAACAAUGUGACAUCACUAUGUUGAAAGAAGUCUAUUGUGACUCUUGCAACAUGUGGUCGGGCAUUAUCUUGUUGGAAAGUUGGAUCUGCCAGGGUGUCAUGAUAGGGUAAAUGAUGGGGUCCUAGAACUUCGUGGAUAUAAAGCUGCGCGUUCAUGUUAUCUCUGAUGAAGAUUAAAGGUGACCUGGAACCAUAAGCUAUAGCACCCCAAACCAUAACUCCAACAGUGUGAUGAACAUGUCUUUCAACAAAAAACUGUGGAUUCCUCCUUUCACCACGUCGCCUUCUAACCCUGGCACGACCAUCGUGCAUGCCUAAACAAAAUCGAGACUCGUCACUAAAGACAAUACUGUUCCAUUCCUGAUCCCACAGUGACGGUUGUCUGCACCACUCAAGGCGAUUACGUCGGUGUAAGGGUCAAGUGAAUACGCGCAUCGUAAUAUUUACGAAUGGUUAUCUUUCUAGGGUUAAAGAUGUCAUUUUAUUUAUCUAUCUAUGAUUUUGUUUUUAAGCCAUAAAAAUGUGUAUGUACAUCAUGCUAUUUUUUUUAUUUUAAAGGCUAGAAAAAAAUCUGUAUGAGAUAAACACUGUUUCGGUAAUGCUUUUUCAUCACACCCUACAUAAGAUUUUUAGGUAUGUAAUACUAAAAUACUGUACAGCUCUACAUAUUAUUUCCUAUGCGUAGUUAUAUUAAUGAAUUACUGCAAGUCUACCUUUUGUCAUUCUCAUCAGAUUGUUAAACUAUGUUAUUUUUAAGUAUUUAACUAUUUGCUUUAGGCGUUUAAAUAUAUUUAAAAACAUACAAGUCCAAAUAAACUUUUAUUAAUUUAUAUUCAUGAUGUGUGGU